Auanema sp. JU1783 is the source of this 3192-nucleotide messenger RNA. NCBI's taxonomy places the organism in Eukaryota, Metazoa, Nematoda, Chromadorea, Rhabditida, Rhabditidae. The record is from the annotation of a GenBank genome assembly.
AUGGAUCCGGUUGAAGCUGGACCUUGGUUGGUGGGGAGACCGCAACAGCUUAUAUUUCUAACGGGACUGGAUCCCGCUAAUAAAAAAAGUCACGCUGCUCUAGUAAAUUGUUUUAGUUCCUCGAAAGAUAAACCUCCCUUGAAUCUUCGCUUAGUUUCUGGUGAAUUAGAAUUCCCUGCAAAACCCGACAAAGUUGUUACUAAAGGGGUUUUAAGGCGUGAUUGGCCAACAAAGUAUUUGGAAAGAGUUCCUGCACUCAUUGUUCUGUUUCUUGAUUUGGAUUGGGAUCAUCCUUCUUGGGAAGAGAAAAAAACUGAGGCUGAAAGCAAAUGUGAAAGUAUUAGGGCAAGUUGUCGAAAAGAUUCGCAAUUGGCUGUCGUAUUGAUCCAAGAAAGGAAUAUCCUCAACGUAGAGGAACCUCUAGCUUGCGACAGGGCAACUGAGCUUUGUAAUAAAUGUAAUCUCUCUCCGAAACAUCUAUUUGUCAUUCCCAUACUAGGCGAUAUUCAGGGAUAUUCUUCAAAACUUCAAACAACAUUUCAUGAAUUAGCACAAGGAUACUACCAACAAAAACUUCGGACAAUUCGUGCAAGAGUCGUACCACCACACUUAAGCUUCAAUGUUAGACAACUAUUCAAACUCGCCUUUUUGUCCGAGCUUCGACAAGAUACUCAUACAGCUUUAAGAAAUUACCGCCUUGCUUAUGAGAAAUGUAAAGAUCAAGUUGAAAGCUGGGAUGGUGUUGACAUAUUUGAAUGGAGGAGUGUUGUAGGGCUUUUGAACUAUAAGAUGUGCGAGUUAAGUUUUUUGCAUAAUACUGCUGUUGAAGCAAUUAGUCAAAUGAGAAAACACCAAGCAACGUUUUUUGAUAUCAAACCCGGAAAUUAUCCUACGGCCCCUCUUGCGUCUAUCGAGCAUCAGUUAUGGAAGGCGAAACAAUGUUGGCAUUUCGCUCAACUAUUUGAAAGUGCAGUUCAGAAUGGCUUAACAGCUGUAGCUACUUUGAAUCCAGGAACACAUCUUGACAUGGCAGCUUCUAUUUAUUCUUUGGCCAACAAGGAAAUAGCUAUUUUGAAAGCAGCACAACCGAUUCCUGGACCCUAUCCAACUCCUGAUCCUUUAGCUAAUGAAACUGUUUAUUUUGGACAAAGACCAUGGAGAGUCGGCCUUAGUGGAGUCGCUACAGCUGACAUAGAAUUAAAUGCAGUAAAAGCUAUUAUACUGCGGUUGGUGGUGAAUUAUGAAGGUGUCAUCUCUCUCUUGAAUGCGGCUAUGCAUCAGUUCAAACGUUACGGAUGCGCUCGAAUGCAAAAGAAAGUUAUGAAUGAAAUGGCCGAUGUGUACUACGCAAGUGGAGAUUGCGCAAAAGCACUCCAGCUCUGGUCACUCAUCGUCCGUGAUCACAUUCCUCCUACGGUUCGGUCUGUAAUUCUGGUGAAAGCAGCUUGGGCUGCGUAUUCAAUCGCUUCAUUCAAAGAUUUCAUUUGGGCAGCCCUCCAAUUAGGAAAAACUGAAGGAAGUAUUGUGAAUUCUCUAGGAUCCGUCUUGGCAGGUCAACUCCCUGCGUUACCUUUCAACAAUGCUAACUUGACGGAGGAUCAGGUGAACGCUUAUAAAAAUGCUUGGACCAAAACUUUAUCUGAACCACAGUAUUUCACUCUUCAAGUAUCCCGAAUUGAAAUCCAUCUGGAUGUCAAGGUGUAUUUCUUGUGCGAUGCAUCUGUUCCGCCAAAGUCGAAAGUUCCUGUCUACGUUGUACUAUCUUCAGAUUCUCUUUUCAAAUUCGAUUUUUCUUCUGUAAAAAUUGUGUUCGAUGCCUCCGGCAAGAAGAAAACCGACGUAUCACUGAUGGCGCAAAGAAAAAAUUUGGUGAUCGAGCCGAAAAGUUCCGCUUCUUUUGUGCAAAUUCUGGAUCUCAGUAAUUGUAAUUUCACAGAAAAUGACGUCAUAAUGGUUAAUAAUGUUACCUUCGAAAUCGGUCAGAAGAACUCGAACAUGUUCGGUCAAUUAGAGAUGGACGGUACUAUCAUGGCUCGACGCAUGAAGACAAGUCCUACCCAAUACGGAAAUGCUUCUUUCACAAUAUCAUCAGGAACAGGAGGACUAGUUCCAAUGGGAAGCACAUCAGUAGAUUGUCUUGUAGGAGAAGUUGCAGAAUGUAUCUUGCAGCUUCAGAAUACGACUUCUGGUACAGCCACAGACAUAAAAUUGGAAUUCAAGCGAACCGAACAAAAUUCAACUGCGUCAGCUGCUGUGUUGUUCAUGGAUUCAGCAAAUGAGCUUCAAUCUGAUCAGACAAUCCAAUGUCAGCCAACAUUGAAUUCGAAUGAAACGAUGAAUGUUCCUUUACGGUUUUCCGCUCAGUUGGUGGGAGAAAUGGAAUUAACGAUAGAGCUGUCUUACCUUCCGGAAAAUGGGACGAACAGAAUUACAAGCAAGAUAAAAGUUUCCGUGAAAGCGAAUGAUCCUUUUUUCGCCACGAGUGGAAUAUUGACUAUGAAUGGCUUGCCUGUGACUUCGCUUCUGAACUAUAGUGAACACUUGCUCAAAGUUGAUGUAACUGCCAAUGCUGAUAUAACUAUCAUGAACAUCGAAUGGCUUUUGGCUGAUGUAAUUACAAGUAUUACAACUAAUGAAAAUGAAAAACGACUGGAAGAGAAUCUGGCCCGUAAUGAUAUGAUCAACUAUUGCCAUGCCGUUAUGGUCAAUGUUAGCGGAGAUGACAGAGAAGUACCUCUGGGUAGAAUAGCAAUAGAAUGGAGAAGACAGAAUAGCUCCUUUUCCGUUCGUUCCGUGGUGGCGUUAUGUAGAUUACCUGUGUUGCCAUGUCCUGUAUAUAUCACUGCAAAUGUCUUGGAUUCUCCGGCAGUUGUUCAUCAACCAAUUCGGGUUCAAUAUACUAUUGGAAAUCGCAUGGAAGAGACUGUUGAAUUAACAGCAACUUUCGACUUGUCUGAUACAUAUAUGUUUUGCGGAGACAAACGGGUAACUUUCCGACUUUUGCCUGGUGCCACUCGUAUUCUAAAUGUUGUUGUAAUGGCUCUCUCAGCUGAUCGUUUGCCUUUCCCUAGAAUAGCCUUACGCUCAAUUACUGUUCCCGAUCAAACUCUUCAACAUACACUCCGUACUCUUCCAGCAACGUUAUUUGUAUUGCCAUCAUCCAAGCAAACCGCGGAAAUCCAACAGUCGUAA